GUUUGUUUGUCCGGCUUCGUUGUAGUCACGACCCUGAGCCGUGGGUCAAUCUGUCAUUGUAUUCAUCGAGCGGCGGGUUCCAGUCAUGUCGGCCGGCCGCAUCCUCCGCAUAUUUCGAAUCGCGCAGCAAUGGCCGGACGGGGGAUUUUUCGCGCGUGCGCGGCGGCGCCCGUCACGUGACUCACAGUAGCGUGCGUACUCAAGCGAGCGCCUGGCGUUCCUGGGUCCGUCAUUCCGAUGUACUCUGAAAGAGAAUGGGAUACGAAGCACGCGACAAAUAAAUUGUCUCCAAGUCGACUCAAUUAUUUACAGAUGUUUGCCGUGAAACUGAUCGAUAUCGCUUCGCCUGCCGUGCCGCGGGGACACCAGCAUUUGUUCCCGACUACAAGAAGAGACGUAAGAAGGAGCGAAAAAGACUUCAACGACUUGCCGUCGGUCCCAGACUCGAGUCUGUCCGCGGCGGUCACGUGGCGCUCCGACCGUAGUGGCGGGGACGAUCGAGUGGUGGGAAAAAUCCUUCUACCUGACGUCCCUGUUCGCCCAGCGGACGUUUCGACUGUUUCGAGCGGCGUUUUCUCGACGGUUGACGCGCGCACGUAGCGGUCGAAUCGGCACGCGCG
Messenger RNA from Vollenhovia emeryi, 620 nucleotides. RefSeq lists its product as uncharacterized. The coding region runs from base 238 to 600 and encodes 120 amino acids. The record is from RefSeq and is a predicted model, not a curated record. Lineage: Eukaryota; Metazoa; Arthropoda; Insecta; Hymenoptera; Formicidae. The transcript is spliced from 2 exons.